UUUCACUCCCUUUGUAUACAUACGGGCAUUUACGCCUGUCCGCCAUUUUGUGGGUCAAGACUGACGCGUGUAAAAGAGAAUCACAUGUUAUAUUUAUAAAUAACUGUGACGCUAUGACCUCCAUAACCAAAACGAAAGAGAAAACAGGAAAGUUAAAGUACACAGACUCGUUGGAUUAUGUUUCAAGAGAAAGAUAUAACGAAAAACUUAAAUUAGUCGAUGGGAAAGACCCGUACGAGGUUUCUAACAAAGAGUGGUCGAGGGAGAGGGACAAUUUUCCAGAUAUUACGUAUCCGGACAUAGUGAACUAUUUGGUUUAUAGCAAAAGUGCAUAUACAUUUGAAGACUUCAAAGCUUACAAAUCAUUGGAGGCUUACAACCAGUUUGUUUGUGGCUGGGUUACAGAUGUUUGCCAUUCAGUAAUCAACUGUAAACAUCUUCUGCUUGCCAAAGUUCGUCAUUUACAGAGAAUGAAUGACCCCCCUCUGAAACCAUGAGUAAUAGCCGUGAAAUGUGGAACCAUAGAAACUGCACAUUGUAACUGCAUGGCUGGACUUUGAGAGGCCUGUAGCCAUGUUGGUGCCCUACUAUUUUAUCGACGCAGCAGUGAAAAUCAAAAACUCAAAGACUGUGACAGAAGAACCUGCAUAUUGGAAACCCCCAUCCGGCUUGCAGAAAGUGCAGUAUAAACCUAUUAAAGACAUAAACUUUCAGUCAGCAAAGGCAAUGAAGAAAACGCUGGAGGACAACAUAACUACUAGAAACACCCCUAGACGAGCAGGAGGGAUAAUGCUUCCAGAUGUUCCACCGCCUACUGAAGGCCAAAUCUCUACAUUUCUUAGGAAAGUCCUCAGCAAUAACACUAAAUCAGUCAUUCUAACUGUGAAGGAGGAGUUCUCAAAUGCAUAUGUACCAAAGUGCACUGAAGAAGCCUUCCCAACUCUACUCUCAGAACUAUACAGUGAAGAAUAUGAGAAAUUAUCAAAGGAUAAGUGUUUGGCCAAAUGUGAAGAUAUAUUUGCAUCCUUGUGUGUUAGAGGAGCAGUGCAAGUUUACUGAAGAAGAAACAAGAGAUCAGUCUAGCAACAAAACAUGGCAUCAUAUAUGAACAGGGAGGAUUACAGCUUCUCGAAUGAAGAGCGUGUGUGUUACAUCCAUAGACAAUCCAUCAAAGAGUUUGGUAAAUGCCAUUUGCCACCCAACCACAAUAAAAUUCUCCACAAAUGCAACUCGCUGGGGAUGUAAUCAUGAGGAAUUAGCUCGGGAAUAUUACAGCAAGGAGAUGGAAAAAAACCAUUAGAAUUUUAAAUGUGAAAAAAGUGGACUUGUAUUAAAUCCAAACUUCCCGCACUUCGAAGCCUCUCCUGAUGCAGUGGUGUCAUGUGAUU
Messenger RNA from Saccostrea cuccullata (small rock oyster), 1388 nucleotides. RefSeq lists its product as uncharacterized. The record is from RefSeq and is a predicted model, not a curated record. Lineage: Eukaryota; Metazoa; Mollusca; Bivalvia; Ostreida; Ostreidae. The transcript has 2 exons. The coding region runs from base 574 to 1059 and encodes 161 amino acids.